Molecule: messenger RNA, 933 nt
Organism: Orbicella faveolata
Lineage: Eukaryota; Metazoa; Cnidaria; Anthozoa; Scleractinia; Merulinidae
Product: prefoldin subunit 6-like
Biological process (GO): protein folding; chaperone-mediated protein complex assembly
Cellular component (GO): prefoldin complex; cytoplasm
Molecular function (GO): protein-folding chaperone binding
Source: RefSeq, a predicted model, not a curated record
UCGGAUUACACCCAAAAUCAAAGAUGGCGGCAAUGGCGGCUAACAUCGAGAGAAUUCAGCAGCAAAUGCAGUCAGAACUGGAGAAGUUUAAAGCCAUUCAGAAAGAUAUGACAAAAUUGGUCAGUACAAGACAGCAGUUAGAUGCUCAGCUGAAUGAGAAUAAAGUUGUACAAGAGGAACUUGAUGUAAUAGAACCUGAUGGGAACGUCUAUAAACUCAUGGGCCCUGUUCUAGUGAAACAAGAUUUGGAAGAAGCGAAACAAACUGUUUUAAAAAGAAUAGAGUACAUCACUGCAGAAAUAAAAAGAAACGAUGUUAACAUCAAAGAUGUGGAAAAGAAGCGAGGUGCCAGUCAAGAGAUACUCACUAAGCUACAACAGCAAUAUCAACAGCUACUUACCAAAGCUGCUGCUAAAGCGUAAUGGACUGAUUUAAAAGAACAUUUAUAUUUUGUAUUUAUUUCAAAGAAGCAAAACUGUUAGACUUGGAGAUAUAUGUGUCUUGUAAAGAAGAAUUUGUUGUCAGUCUGACAAUCAAAGUGUCAGAAAAUCUUGAGCACACAAAAUCUCCUUGAACACUGUUUUUCCAAAACUACAUAUACUGAUUUUCUACAUUUCGAUUUUUAAUUUUUUUGGAAUAGCCUGUUUUUUUGACAACUCACGGUGGAGUUGAAUCACUUCAUGUACUAGUUCAAAUUUGUUUGAAGUUUAAAGUGCUUUGUUGAUUUUCAAUGCACAGCACAAAUAGGUUAUUAUUUUGUGAUACCGCACGAAAUCUCUGAAACGGAGUCAAAAAGCAGUAGUUUUAGGUCACUAAGGCGUUAUUUUAAAUACAUAUUCUUUUGGUCGGAUGAAUCAACUUGACUCCCUCAUAUGUCAAAACUGGGUGAUUUCCUUAAAAAUAAAAAAAUAUAUCUUUAACCAAGAGGCAACC